This is a messenger RNA of Jaculus jaculus (lesser Egyptian jerboa), 4453 nucleotides long. It is a transcript of the gene Homer1, whose product is annotated as homer scaffold protein 1. Gene Ontology annotation, biological process: G protein-coupled glutamate receptor signaling pathway; regulation of store-operated calcium entry. The record is from RefSeq and is a predicted model, not a curated record. Bases 778 to 1878 code for a protein of 366 amino acids. NCBI's taxonomy places the organism in Eukaryota, Metazoa, Chordata, Mammalia, Rodentia, Dipodidae. Gene Ontology annotation, cellular component: postsynaptic density; dendrite; plasma membrane. The transcript has 10 exons. Gene Ontology annotation, molecular function: G protein-coupled glutamate receptor binding.
UGCUGCGCCCCCACCGCCACCGCCACCCCACUGCCUGCCGCCUGCCGAGCCUGGAAAUGGCUCCGUCGAGUCUCCCCGGGAGAAUGCACCGGUCCUGCCCAGCCUCCUCGCCCGCCUCUCCGCCUCCUCUCCGCUCCGAGUCUUAGGGGGAGAAACCUUUGAGGAGGCAGAUUCCGAUGUGGUGUGCCGUGCACGUCGCGAGCUGCCGGGGUGUGCACGUCGUGGAGAUCGGUGGUUUUUUUCCUUUUUCUCUUCCUAAUGUGAACGCAGGGAAACGGUGGCAUCGUUGCUUUCCGGAUUUUUGUUAAAGUGCUCGUCGUUGGGUUGCCACGCUCCACCCACAGAGACCUGGUGUGGAAGAAAUUUGAACCCACUUGCCUUAGCACCCAAGAGACCCAGUUUACCCGGCACCUCCCGAGGGUCGAGGAGGACGAGAGCGAAAUGAACAGCGAACUCAUUUUUCAUAGGACUCGGUGAAGCUGGCGUCUGCGUUUUCCUACAUGUGCACGCACUCAUUUUGGGAAAUAGUUGACUGCUGAAUCCUCCGCGCAGCAUUUUAACGCUAAUCAGCAAAUGUUUGGACGUUUUGGUUUCGGCGAGAGAGAAAUCAUUGUACCUACGAGAACUCAGUGAGUUAUCGGCAUCGUUGUGUUACCUCCGGAAAAGAUCUCGGGGGGGUAGAAAAAGCUACUGCGAAAUAACUGACCGAAAAAUUCCUUUGGAAGCUGUUCCGUAGCCAAAGAGCGGAAACUUCAGAGCAAGUUUUCAUUGGGCAAAAUGGGGGAGCAACCUAUCUUCAGCACUCGAGCUCAUGUCUUCCAGAUUGACCCAAACACCAAGAAGAACUGGGUGCCCACCAGCAAGCAUGCAGUUACUGUGUCUUAUUUCUACGAUAGCACAAGAAAUGUGUAUAGGAUAAUCAGUUUAGAUGGCUCGAAGGCAAUAAUAAAUAGCACCAUCACCCCAAACAUGACAUUUACUAAAACAUCUCAGAAGUUUGGCCAGUGGGCUGAUAGCCGAGCAAACACUGUAUAUGGAUUAGGAUUCUCCUCCGAGCACCAUCUUUCAAAAUUUGCAGAAAAGUUUCAGGAAUUUAAAGAAGCUGCUCGGCUGGCAAAGGAGAAGUCACAGGAGAAGAUGGAGCUCACCAGUACACCCUCACAGGAAUCUGCAGGUGGAGAUCUUCAGUCUCCUUUAACACCAGAAAGUAUCAAUGGAACGGAUGAUGAAAGAACGCCUGACGUGACACAGAACUCAGAGCCAAGGGCUGAGCCAACUCAGAAUGCAUUGCCAUUUUCACAUAGUGCUGGGGAUCGAACCCAGGGACUCUCCCAUGCCAGUUCAGCAAUCAGCAAACACUGGGAGGCUGAGCUGGCUACCCUCAAAGGAAAUAAUGCCAAACUCACCGCAGCCCUGCUGGAGUCCACUGCCAACGUGAAACAAUGGAAGCAGCAGCUUGCUGCCUAUCAAGAGGAAGCAGAGCGCCUGCAUAAGCGGGUCACUGAGCUUGAAUGUGUUAGCAGCCAAGCAAAUGCUGUGAAUACCCAUAAGACAGAACUCAAUCAGACAAUACAAGAACUGGAAGAGACCUUGAAAGUAAAAGAAGAGGAAAUAGAAAGAUUAAAACAAGAAAUUGAUAAUGCCAGAGAACUCCAAGAACAGAGGGACUCUCUAACACAGAAACUACAGGAAGUUGAAAUUCGGAACAAAGACCUGGAGGGACAGCUCUCUGACUUAGAGCAACGCCUGGAGAAGAGCCAGAGUGAACAAGAAGCUUUUCGCAAUAACCUGAAGACACUCUUAGAAAUUCUGGAUGGAAAAAUAUUUGAACUAACAGAAUUACGAGAUAAUUUGGCCAAGCUACUAGAAUGCAGUUAAGGAAAGUGAAAUUUCAGUGCCAGUUGAUUAAAAGAUAACUGUCUGUCUUCAUAGGACUGUUUGGGCUCUGCACCAAGAUUGCACAAAAAUUUUUGAAUAUCACUCCUCCACGAGGAGGAUGUUUUGAAAAUUGGAAUUGUAUAUUUCAGUGUAAAUUUUAGAAUUCAGCUUGUAGCUAGUUGGGAAAAAAAAAAAAGAUGAAAAACUUGAACUACAAAUUACCUCCAUGUAUAUUGGCCAUAGUUAACUAGAAAGUUAUAAAUAGACACUUAAUGCAAUCUUUUUUUUUUUGGUCCUGGUAUUAGCCAAUGGGAGAAUUAACAAUGUCUGGAUCCCACCCCCUAUUUGUGUUUAACACAGUGAAGAUUAUCUGCUUUUUAAAUUAAUUUAUUUAUGAUAUCUAGAGCUGUGUUUUGUGCAAAAACUUAGUAACGAAAGCCCUGUCUUUUGUUGUAAUCUGAAUAAUUUCUCAGGAUAUUUUUGCACUGCUGAGAAGCAGUGCCAUUACCAAUUAAUUCUUGCCAGGAGUGAGAGAGAGCUGCAUCGUGAAUUAAAAUCACUAUAACUAGGUGUAUAGAGUUCUUCCCUUUUUUGUACUGGAAGAUUUUUCACUCUGGUGACUACUCUGGUACACUCUGGUAUUCUCUAAUCUUGUCUGUUGUAUAGUUUACUUUUCCAUAUUGAUUCCAUGUAUUUAUGAGAGGAUAUUGUCUCCCAUUUUAUUACACAUUUUAAAGCCAACUAACAAAGGCAGCUGAGUCCCUAAGAAAUUUUUCUUUUUAAAUUUCUAAUAAAUUUGACACACAGAACUGAAAUACAGCAGCCCGUCCUUGACGGUCUAGUCUAGCAAUGUUAAGUACAUUUACAGAAAAUAUGCAGUUACAGUUAUUUAUAUAUUUUGCAAGAAAUCUUUUCUGAAUGAUCAAUGCAUUUCAAUUUAUGAAUAAUAGUGGUUACUAGGGAACUGUUUAUUAUAGAUAAUUUUAAGGUGUAUAGCUAUUUUCAAGGAAUCCAUUUACAUCUUAUAGCUGAUCAGAAGACUGUAUCUAAAUUGUGAUCAUGGCAGAUGGAGAUGGAGAGAUACCCUCUGUCUGGGUCUCUGCAUCAACCACAUCUUUAUUCAAACCUCACAAGGCAAUAUUCCGAACUGUUAACUAGGCACUUCAAAACAGGACAUACAUUCAGCAGGCUCUUCUCAGUGAGCAGGUUUUAAUGUUGUUUUGAUGAAAUUUUAAAAGACUUUUAGCCAACUUGCAUUUCUUUAGAUGCUCUAUUUCUUUUACAAAGCGAUUUUACAAGUAAGCCAAGUGCUGUCUAGUCUGCUUUGGAGGAGGAAUUUCACCAGGGUACACACAUUCUUGCUGUGCAGUGCCUGUGAUGCCGAAGAGCGUCCUCCUCUAGUGUGUGCUGGAGAAUCUGACUCUGGAGUCAUUGAAUGCACCGACUUCUUAUUUGUGCCCCAGAGGAUUGACUUGUUAGUGCAAAAGUAAGCAAACUCAUCAAUUUGUAACCAUUUUUUCACUCAUACAGCUUCUCAACACUAGAUAACUUUGUUUUAUAUUUGUGUAUGUACAUAAAUACAUACAUAUUAAUUUAUAUUAGGGUGAAAAUAAAUGGUUUCUUUCAGAAAUUAGUUUCUACAGUGAGUUCUAGGUGUCUCUGAGAGUUUGCACCGGACGCUUCGUCCUCGUGCGUCACACGUGCUGUGUCAUCAUGCAAGCCGCCUCCAUCUAUCAGGGUAUUUUCCUUGCCUGUUUAUUAUAAGGAGAAUAAUUUAGAUGAAUAUGCUCAGAGCUGAGAUAUCUCUCCGGUAAAUCAGGUAACAAAAUGUAUUUGAUGGAUAGACUUUGAAACAGAUUUUAUGUAUGAGUUUCUGAGUAACAAGGAAUACCAAGUUUUUAAUUUAAAAUAGGAGACUAACACUAGGGUUCAGGGAAUUUAGUUAAUGAAGAGUUUAAAAAAAUGAAAAAACAAAACAGUGUAAGCUGUUGAAAUGGCAAGUGAAUUAUUUUAAUGAUGUAAUAAAAUAUUUUUAAAUUUUGGCACAGUUGUCAUUUGAUGGGAAAAUAACUCACCAAAAUGUCUCCACUUGGAUUGUAUUGAUAAUGUGAGACAUAUGUGUAAUUCAAUAUAUACAUAUACGUAUAUGUAUAUACAGAAAAUUAUUUUUAAUAUUUUCCUACUGAUGUGAAAUUUAAAAUUGGAAAUUUUGUGAGUGUUUUCCGUGUCCAGUAGAGCCUACUAGUUUCUUUUUUAGUGAUCAAACAAUUUCUUGAGGGCUGCACCUUUAAAUUCCCAGAUUGUCAGUAGACAUGUACAGUAUAUGGGAUGAGGUGGACACAAGUGCACACAUAUAAGUAAGACCUUCUGAAGCACUCAUUUACAGUAGAGCGCACAGAUGACCAUCUACGAGUCAUAAAUAAGACCUUUUUGAGACCUUCUGAAACACUCAUUUACAGUAGGAGCGCGCAGAUCAGCAUCUACGAGUCAUGGAUUGUGUGCCUACUGUAGUUUUUUCCAUUCCUGUAUUAUGUAAAUGUUUGCAUAUUAAAGUUUGAUUUUUCCCAGAGAUAAA